Rotaria sordida is the source of this 2061-nucleotide messenger RNA. The record is from the annotation of a GenBank genome assembly. NCBI's taxonomy places the organism in Eukaryota, Metazoa, Rotifera, Eurotatoria, Philodinida, Philodinidae.
AUGGAACGACAAGAACAUCGAGAUAUGGAUGAUGAACAAGAAGAACAUACUAUUGGUAGUCUUGAUACAUCUAUGGAUAGAUAUCUUGAACAUCAUGGACUUUGGAGGAAACGUAUUCCACAAGAUGGAUCAAGUUUGUUUCGUGCUGUAUCAGAAGAUUUAUUCUCGACUCAAGUUCAUCAUUAUGAUGUUCGAUUAAAAUGUAUUGAACAUAUGGAAUUGAAUGCUAAUGAAUAUAGUCCAUUAAUUACAAUGUCAUUAUCAAAAUAUUUAACUCAUUUAAAAGAUCCAACUACACCAGGUGGUAUGCUUGAAGUGGAAGCACUUGCACGAUGUUAUCGUGUUCGUAUUAUUGUUUAUUCUGGUAAAGAUCAUGAUCCUGUUGAAUGUCAAUAUGGUUCAAAAACAAUUAUGCUUUCAUUAAUUGGUUAUCAAUUUGAUCGAGUUAUUACAGAAGAACGUCGUCGACUUUUGGGCAUUGUACAAGCUUAUGUUUAUAAAUUUCUAUAUAGUGAAGUAUUUAAUCAACCAAAAGUAGUCGAGCAAGCGAAAGCCAUGUUAAGAAAAUCUGAUACACUUUAUUAUGGUGUUAAAGGAGCUAGCAUGCAAAAACAUUCAGAUCGACCAGAAAAGAAAACAAAUCAUGAAUUAAUUCCUGUACCAUAUCGUACAGCUAAAGCAUUUGAACCAGCUAUUUAUCGAAAUGUUGCUUAUGAUGUUUAUAUGAAUGAUCAUUUUAAAAAAUAUUUUGAUAGAAAUAUAAUUAAACAACAUCAACAUAUUCCAUUUAUGACACAUAAUCGAUUAAUUGAACGAUUUGGUGUUAAAAUGCAUUUGCCUGUUUCUUAUAUAAAUCCACCAGAUUGUCGACGAGUUAUUGUUACAUUAUCGAAUUCUGAUGAAUUAUUUGCUUAUUAUGUCGGUGAAGAUGUUGAUACAAAUAUGCAUAAUGUUUAUCUUGUUAAAUUUGGUUCAAUGACUAAAACAACUGGUGAGAAAAUGUUAGAUUUUCCAGCUUCACUUGGUCGUCGUCCAGUAACAUUUGCACAAUUAAAACGUCAUACAAAUAUGUAUCGAAAAUUGAAACCAUGUUUGGAUGCAAGUUUACAAUUUUUUGAAGAACGUUCAUCACGACGACAACGGCAACAAGUAGUAGAUUAUGGAAAUAAUCAAUCAGUUCAAUUUUUUCGUCCAUAUCCACCAUUAAUGUCACCAAUAAAUCCAACUGUUCUAUAUUCACCACCUCUUGAAAAUUACUCAACAAAUUCUAAUUGGAUUCCUCCAUCAUCACCUACUCAUCAAACAAUGCCAAUAUUAAUGCCAAUUAAUAAUUCUGAUCAAAUGCAAUUACAUCAUCGUCUUAGUGUUAAUGUUACUGAUCAUUAUGAAUGGACAACAAAUCCAACAAAUUUUUUUCCGGGAUAUUCAACAACAACAAAUUCAUCAAAUAUAGAUACAAUGUCAUUAAAUGGAAGUUUAAGUAGUAAUACAAGUACAAAUGAUAGUUCAUCUUAUCCAAUAUUAGCACCAAUGCCAACAGUUUUUUUUAAUCAAUAUCCUCAACAAUCAUCAGGUGAACAACAACAACAACAACAACAACAACAACAAUAUAUUCAACCGACUGUCUUUUUUCCACAACCAAUUUCACCAAGAUUAAUUAAUGAACAAGUACAACAAAAUAUGAUGAAUGAUGUUUCAUCGAACAAAAUUUUUGCUGGUCAAACUCCAUUUGUUAUUAUGUCUCCAUCACAUCCAUUGAUUGGUCAAGGACCACCACAACAACCUGUUUCAGGAUUUCAUCCAAUUUCAAUGAUGCCACGUGUUUAUAUGGAUCCAAUGAAUUGUUCAUCAAAUGGUACUAAUGUUUAUCUUCCUCCUAGUGGACAAAAUCUAAUAUCUACACAACAACAAUCAUCACCAAAACUUCCUAUUUUUUAUUCAUCAUCACCACCACCAUUUACUCAAUGGAUUCCUACUGCUCCGCCACCACUACCACCACCUUAUUUUAUGUUAUCUAAUCAUCAACCAGCACAACAUUUUCCUUUUCAACAGUUAAUUUGA